This is a messenger RNA of Puccinia triticina, 1020 nucleotides long. RefSeq lists its product as uncharacterized. The coding region runs from base 1 to 1020 and encodes 339 amino acids. The transcript is spliced from 4 exons. The record is from RefSeq and is a predicted model, not a curated record. NCBI's taxonomy places the organism in Eukaryota, Fungi, Basidiomycota, Pucciniomycetes, Pucciniales, Pucciniaceae.
AUGGAUAUCUCUCAAGAACACCUAAAACCGCCGCAGCGUUCAUCCUACCGCCCGUGGAUAACCGCCUCCGUCGAUGGUCUCCACCUUCCCUCCACCCAAACGAAGGUAUCUGGGGCCGCCCCUCGAGAUGAGUUGGCUAGGAACGAUCCGGGUGGUCCCGAUGCGCAGGGCCCUGUCCAAUCAUUGAAGAUUAGGAUUCGACGGCCUGCUACCACGGCUCCAGCGGCUGAGAUUUCACCGAUGAAGGGAGUUCAAUUAACAUUGGCUCCAGCCCCAGAUGAGUUUUCUGCUUCCAACCCGGCUCCGGCGGUGCGGUUCGCCCCAGAAAAGCGUGGCCGUCCCCCUCGCAAGGUCCCCGCUGCGUCAUUGGACAUAUCCGCUUCGUCCCUGGCUCCGGCGGUGCAGUUCGCCCCAGCGAAGCGUGCCCGUCCCAGUGAGGCUAUAUCCUCAUCGGAUGCCCCUGCUGCGACAUUUGAUAAUCCCCCAGCCAAGCGCAUCCGUCCCAAUAAGGUUGAGGCCGCAUCCCAACCUGUUGCCCAGGCUUCGCUUGUUGGUAUUCUCCCAGCGAAACGAAAGGUUGGCCGUCCCAAGAAGGCCGCACAAGUGAACACCUCAUACACUUUUCGUCCGGAACCUUUGAACAGUGCUGAUUGGGAGCGUACCCAAGCACGGUCUCAGGCCUACUGGAAAGACCAUUGUACAGACAAAGGCGGUGGGCCUGGUUUGACGCCAAAUCCGACUCGGCCGGCCGCUCCUCCUCCACCUGCACCUACUCUUCAAGACAAGUGUUUCCGGCCGAUCAAGAGACGGCCAACCGAGCCAUCGACUGCAAACCAGGACUCUGCAAACCAGGACUCGGCAGCCCACGAGGAGCUGCUCUUGGGCUCCACAGCAGCAAGCAAGCUGCUCUUGGGCUCCACAGCAGCAAGCAAGGUCGUUGCCUAUUGGAAGAACAGUCAGGCUCCUGCUGCCAAUGUCAAAGCAAAGCGGGCGGGUAGGAAGAAUCGUGGGAAGGCUUGA